Molecule: messenger RNA, 889 nt
Organism: Eurytemora carolleeae
Lineage: Eukaryota; Metazoa; Arthropoda; Copepoda; Calanoida; Temoridae
Gene: RpS3A
Product: 40S ribosomal protein S3a
Exons: 8
Coding region: 25-831 (268 amino acids)
Biological process (GO): translation
Cellular component (GO): cytosol; ribosome
Molecular function (GO): structural constituent of ribosome
Source: RefSeq, a predicted model, not a curated record
UGUAUUGAUUCAAUUUCAGGCAAUAUGGCUGUCGGAAAAAAUAAAGGAUUGAAAAUUGGUGGAAAGAAAGGAGCCAAGAAGAAGAUUAUUGAUCCCUUCACCAGGAAGGACUGGUAUGAUAUCAAGGCUCCCUCCGUCUUCAAGGUUCGUCAGGUCGGCAAGACCCUUGUCAACAGGACCCAGGGAACCAAGAUUGCUAGUGAUGGGCUCAAGGGACGCGUCUAUGAGGUUUCCCUCGCUGAUCUCCAGUCUGAGAAUGACGCUGAGAGGUCCUUCAGGAAGUUCAAGCUCAUCUGCGAGGAUGUCCAGGGAAAGAACUGCAUGACCAACUUCCACGGCAUGUCCCUGACCACCGACAAACUGAGGUCCAUGGUAAAGAAGUGGCAGACUCUCAUUGAGGGAAACGUUGAUGCCAAGACUACUGAUGGAUAUACCCUCCGUGUAUUCUGUAUUGGAUUCACCAAGAAGCAGGAACUCUCCCAGAAGAAGACUUGCUACGCUCAGUCUCAGCAGAUUCGUAACAUCCGUAAGAAGAUGCUGGACAUCAUCACCAAGGAGGUGAGCUCUGAUGAUCUGAAGGGAGUUGUGAACAAGCUUAUCCCUGACUCCAUCGCUAGCGACAUCAUGAAGGCCUGCCAGAGGAUUUACCCCCUUCACGACGUGUACAUCAGGAAGGUGAAGGUUAUGAAGCGCCCUAGAUUCGACCUCGCCAAGCUUAUGGAGAUGCACGGAGAGGGAAGCGGAAAGGGAGCCGUGACCACCGAUCCCACAACAGGAGAGGCUGUUGACAGACCCGAGGGAUAUGAACCUCCAGUUAUGGAGGCCGUCUAAUCUUAAUCCUCGACAACCGGCUGUAUCAUUAUACAAAUAAAUCUUAAGCCCUCUAAAA